Molecule: messenger RNA, 1023 nt
Organism: Lycium barbarum (goji berry)
Lineage: Eukaryota; Viridiplantae; Streptophyta; Magnoliopsida; Solanales; Solanaceae
Exons: 5
Coding region: 1-1023 (340 amino acids)
Molecular function (GO): zinc ion binding
Source: RefSeq, a predicted model, not a curated record
AUGGGAGAUCACAUUCAGGAGUUUGGAAAAAUCCUUGACUACAGGGAUGAAUUGUUAAGGACCAAUCCUGGUUCCACUUGUGUAGUUAAACUUGCUGAACCAAAUGCUAAUAGUCGGCCUGUUUUUCAGAGUUUUUAUAUCUGUUUUGAUGCUUUGAAGAAAGCAUUUCAGCACUGUAGAAAAUGUAUUGGUUUAGAUGGUUGUUUUCUGAAAGGGGUUUGUAGAGAACAGUUAUUGGUAGCUGUGUGUAAAGAUGGUAAUAACCAAAUGUUGUCUUUGGCAUGGGCUGUGGUGGAGUAUGAAAACAAGAGCACUUGGACUUGGUUUAUCAGAAUUUUGAAGGAAGAUUUGGCACUUGGAGAUGGGACAGAUUUAACAUUGAUAACAGAUAUGCAGAAGGGACUAUUUGUUGCUAUUCAAGAUCUUUUACCUGCUCAAAGAAUGGAGAGGGCUACAGAGAAGACCGCAGUUUUGGUUGAGUCUCAACUAAGGAGAAAUAUUGAGCUGAUGAAGUUUCUUGGUCCAACGAAAAUGAUGGACAAACUGAUGUAUUACAACAUAGAUUAUUGGUGUAAGGUCUACUUCAACACUAAUGUAAAAGUAGAUUCUGUAGAUAACAAUAUGGCUGAGUGUUUUAAUGCUUGGAUCUUGGCUGCCAGGCACAAAACUAUAAUAACAAUGCUUGAGGUGAUUAGGGUGAAAAUGAUGGCAAGGAUUGGAACAUUGAGGGAGUUUGUGUUAGAGGAAAAUGCUAAACUUUCAAUGCAAUGUAACAUUGAGUUUAAUGGAGUUGCUGGUUUUGAAAUUAGGGAAGGACUAUAUCAAUACACUGUGGAUAUUUCUAGAAGGCAGUGCAGCUGUAGGGUGUGGCAGCUAAAAGGCAUUCCAUGUGCACAUGCUUUAGCUGCAAUUCAGUUCAAAAGGUAUGAUCCACUUGGCUACAUUGACCAUUGCUACAGCAAAGAGACUUAUAUGAGAACAUAUGAGCAUGUUCUUCAACCAGUCACAAACAUGGAAAUAUAG